AUGGCGCAGCCGCAGCAGCCGCCGACCCUAUUCGACCAAAUGGUGACGAUGCUGGAGUCGGUCUUCCCGCGCGCGGAGGGAUACAUCUACCUGCGCGGCUGGUCGACCAACGCCUUGGACGCGAACCUGAUCCUGAACGAGUUCCUCCAGAUCUCGACUCCGGGCUCCGGGAACUUCUUCACGAUGAUCGGGGACCCCCAUCCGGGGGUACCGGCCGAGGCCGUGCCGGGGCGCAUGCGCUUCUUGCAUCUCCAGAGUCUGGUCCCGACCUCGGCGGGCCGCACCCAGGAUUUCAAGGGGAUCGUGGUCGUCAACGGCCAGUGCCGAUUCUACGCCAUCUACCGCGACCGUGAACCGAAGCGCCUGCGCGCAGACCCCAUGGCCCAACAUACUCCCGUGAAUGGCCAGUGGCAGGGCCACGCGUUUGAUCGUGCGCUGGAAGCGUCUCAGAUCCUCCAUCUCUUGCUGCAUUUCAAGCAGCUGUGUCGCCAGAAUCCGCUUUGGGCCCCGCCGUCUUGA
Messenger RNA from Aspergillus uvarum CBS 121591, 519 nucleotides. RefSeq lists its product as uncharacterized. Bases 1 to 519 code for a protein of 172 amino acids. The record is from RefSeq and is a predicted model, not a curated record. Lineage: Eukaryota; Fungi; Ascomycota; Eurotiomycetes; Eurotiales; Aspergillaceae. The transcript has a single exon.